UUUCAACCCUUUGCGCUCUCAACACCUUCUGUUCCUUGGAGGUUUCUCUCAGGCCCUUUGGUGAUACGUACUCUCAGAGAUUACAUCCUUCCUCUGAUUUUCUUUCAGAGUAAACCAUGAAUUUCUUGUUUUCCUAUAUUUUUUAUACCGUCAAUCAUGGGGUAUUUUAAAUGUUUUUGGGACUCUCUAAAAGAUUCCAUAGCUCACUUAGAGCCCUUAGGUAAAUCAUUACCAACAUUUAAUGGUCGUUCAAUGACCUAUGUGUUUUCAAAGGUUUACAAGAGAUUUCAUUUCAGCAUCAGAAGUAAUGAGAAAGAAGCUUUAACCUUUUUGAAAAACGUUCGAUCCCUCACGGAACCGAAAAGGCAUUUUCUUGUAGAUCUUUGGCCUGUACAUUUCAAAUCAUCGGAAAAAUGCCCUUACUAUUGAUCUUUAAGCUGUAAAAUCCAAAACAGGCCAAUUUUUUAAAAUUAAAAACUACUGCAAAUGGUAUGGGCAACAAAUUAAAUAGAAACGUCUAAACUGGCAGUUUUUGAAUCAUUCCCGCUUUCAUGCAUGUCAUUAGAGGAGAAAAAUUCCUGCUACGCCACUGGAAAUUUUUUCGCGGGAAGUGCAUCGAUUCAAACGGACGAAGGUUGCGCGUAAAAGAAAGAGAUGGAUUGGUUUUAGAUAUCAAGUGGGAGCUUUCCACGUUGCAGCAUUUUGAAAAGCAUUUCGUCUUUAAUUGAUAAGAACAUAACAUUUUGUUACAGAGAUUUUUCACAUGUGAAAUCCAUACGAUAGCCAUUCGUCUAAAUUAUUUAGAAUGUAAAGGUCUCGCAUUGAAAACUGAUUAUAAGCGCGUUUUUUUGGUGAAAAUGAAUGGUUCCUCAUGCAAUACGGGUAGUGGGGGAUUCGGCCGAAAUCGUGCGCUAUAUAAUAUAAGUGCGACCCCCGAAAAUACUUCUCUAACCGGAGAAGCUUCUGAUCCCGCACCGUUUCUAAUGGAAACUGAUUCAUCUGACAAGACAAAAAGAAUCGGCAAUAAUCGUCGCAAGACGUCGCCGAUCGAGUCAUAGAAACGGCACCUCCUGAUGACGUGUUUUCAAGGUCGUCGGGAAUGGGGCGAGGAUUAUUGCAGAAACUACGUACGAGUGUCUGGUUGCAUAAGUACACUCAGUGACUCGGCCUGCAGACCGUGUUAUCAAAGUGGCUAUCAAGGCCUCCUCGCCCUCGGUAAAUCCCGAGGAAAUUCGUGAUGAGCUGAUGGAUCGCGGUUUUACACCUAGGUACGUCACUCGGAUUCAAGGGGAAGGUAAGAAUAUCAUCGUGACCCUCAAAAAUCUACCCGGUGCAUCAGAAAUUUGUAACAUGGGAGAACUUAUGUAUUGCUAUGGUAUCAAAGUGCUUUAAUUGUCAACGCUUUGGCCACUCUAGCAUGAAUUGUAGCUUUGGCCCUCGCUGCGUUACAUGUGGCAGGGAGCAUCACGUUUGCGGAAAUACGACGGUUGCGAUAUCGCUUGCAUUGAAAAAGUUGUCGAUCGAGUAUGGAGAGAAGACCUCAUAGACAAAUAGCCCUUUAAUUCUUUCGUCUGAAGCCCGUGAUAGUAAACCUACAAGGGCAGAAAAAUAGAACGUAGACAAAGUAUGGUUUUCUAGAGAACCCUGGUGACACGUGGCAAAAAAACAAGUUUAAUGGGCUAUUAAAUUCAAAGCUGAAUGGUCAUGAGAAAUUCCCAUAAUAUGAUCUACUUCGCUGAUAAGUACAAAAAGCGUAGAGUACUCAAGGCCGGAUCAAAACAAAAUGAAAUUCUUCGAUGUGCAGGAAGAGUAUAAGAAAAACAAGGACCUGCGAGCCGAGGACAUUCGAGCACUGCAAGAAUGGGCCCAAAAGUUACCGCACAUGCCACAAAUUUCCGAACACCGAUUAAUUCUGUUCUUACACCGAUGGCAUUGGAGCUUAGAGUUGGCCAAACUCGCCAUUGAAAAAUUUGUAACCUGCAGAGCAGCGUGGGCAGAUUUCUUUGGCGGCUGCAACCCGCUCCAACCGGAAAUAAUACAGGAGAUGUCGCAACAUUUGAUGGCAUUUUUACCAACGAAGGCAUCUGAUGGUUCCAAAAUUUUAUACAUGAAGAUGUUGGUGCCAGACUCCGCCUCGUUGAACCCAAAAGCCGCGAUUAAAUUGUUCGAUAUGGUCAUCACACUGGAGUUGAUGGAGAAAGGCACCUUUGAUGAUAUGGUGGUGGUGUGUGAUACAACGAAAGUGGAAGCAAGUCAUCUGGCGAAGACUUCCGUACGGGACACGAAAAGGUAUCUGCUCUACAUGCAGGACGCCUUACCGGUGAGGUUAACGAGUAUGCACUGGAUUGUCCCCACGGGUAUACAGGAGUUAUUUAUACCAUUGGUGAAACCAUUCAUCAAAAAAGGAUUGUCGCAAUCCUUGCACUUCCAUAACUCUUACGAGGCGCUGUUCAGGUACUGUCCACGGGAGUUGUUCCCCAAGGAAGUGGGAGGGGAAGGUCCCGGUCUGGCGCAGUUACACGAAGCCAUGCAAAGAUCUCUGAUUCAAAGCGCUGAUCUUUUUGGCGACGAGGAAAAAUUAGUCGCCAACGAGGCGCUACGCGAUCGGCGACAUCUGUGCAUGGAUCCAGAUUUAGAACUAGGAAUCGAUGGAUCAUUAUUAAACCAACCCAAAUCAAUCCCUAGCUAGGAAUAGCGUUUCUACCGCUAUGGGAAUUCUGUUGUGGAGAAAGGAACUCAAAUAAAGGACUCUCUCGAUUGCGCACAAAGGUUUUUUAAUAGAGCAAACACGGGAGAGUGGGGGCGCACACUGAACCAUACUCACCGAAUACAUUAAGGUCAUAGGUAAGGCAAAACGUGACUCGUGGAGGAGGUACUGCGAGGAAAUUGAACAAAUUCCAGAAGAUGCCGGACCCCAUGGAGGGAUUAUACAGAAAGCGCAAAGGAGACCUUGCGGCUUUUGGUUCAAAUACACUUUCCGGGCGAACCAAUUACUCUGGAACCACUGCUCAGGGGGAACAGGGGAGAUUGGGUUUUGGCUCCUAUGAUAGUGAACCUAACCAAACUUUGUGGGAUGGAUGAAAUCUUUCCUGCUCUACUGCAACAAGGUGCUACCUCGACACUAUACUACUACUUUUGCUCUGGAAUGCAUACCUUAACCUAUGGCGUGGAGGGGCGUAAGGGUCGUAUUCAUCUGGUCGUUUCUCGUAAAACUAGUGGAAAAGCUGAUUGAGCGACGACACAUAAGAGAUGAGAUCCUAAGGCCCAAACCCAUCAGUAAACACAAUGACAACCACGAAAAUCAUGGGAGCUUACUCUCCAUGAAGUAGUGGAUGUCGCUGAAAGGUCGAUCUUCUGUAAGAGGGGAGUUUUUAGAUAUAGAGGGGGCGUUUGACAAUACUAGAAUCGAUUAAAACUGCUAUGGAAAGCAAGGGGGUACAUUCUACCAUGCUAAAAAACUCAGCAUCAUUGCAGCCUCGCUCAAUAGCGACUCUGUAGUGGUUCGGAGUGCACGAGGGUACUCGCAGGGGGUAGUUCCCUCUUCGCUCUUGCGGUGUUUGGUGCUAGACGGGGUUCUGAGGAGAUUAAAUGAGGCGGGCUACACCACAGUUGCCUGUGCCGAACUAUAGGCUGUCAGGAGAAGGUAAAUACGUUAGACCAAGGGCUUUUCAUCCCCUUUAUCGUAGCAAGCUGUUGCAACAAGCCAAAGAUCCACAAGAAAAAGGUUUUUUGCCAUGUCAAUCAUUAGCCAUGCGCUGAAACUAAAAAGAAGAACGUAGAAACGUAAAAUAGGUAACGAGUUUUUUUAACAAUCCUGGUGGUUCGUGGUAAAAACAAGUUUAAUGGGCCAUGAAGAUCAAAACUGAAUGGUCAUGUGAAAUUCCCAUCACUGGAUCAAGGGGAGUACAAAAGGCGUAGAGUACUCAAGGUCGGUUCCAAACAAAAUGAAACUUUUCGAUCUGCAGGAAGGGAGGGGAAGGUCCCGGUCUG
Photinus pyralis (common eastern firefly) is the source of this 3990-nucleotide messenger RNA. Its product is annotated as alpha-tocopherol transfer protein-like. Lineage: Eukaryota; Metazoa; Arthropoda; Insecta; Coleoptera; Lampyridae. The record is from RefSeq and is a predicted model, not a curated record. Gene Ontology annotation, molecular function: phosphatidylinositol bisphosphate binding. The transcript is spliced from 7 exons. Gene Ontology annotation, cellular component: membrane. Bases 1784 to 2689 code for a protein of 301 amino acids.